AUGGCAAGACUUUUGUCUCAUCAUAUCAGCUUCUUCUUCUUCAGCACAGUACUUUGUCUCAUCUUCCCUACAUUGUGCUGGGCUGAUUCAUCUCCAAGUCGGCAACAAAAGCAAACCCCAUUGUUUAUCUUCGGAGAUUCACUGUCUGAUCCAGGGAACAACAACUACAUCAACAGUACUUCUCAAUAUAAGGCGAAUUAUAGCCCUUAUGGGAUCAGCUUCUUCAAAUAUCCUAGUGGUAGAUUCAGUAAUGGCCGUCUCGUCCCAGAUUUUAUCACUGAGUAUGCAGAACUUCCACUGAUUCCACCAUAUCUCCAGCCUGGAUAUCAUCGAUACACUGAUGGAGCCAAUUUUGCAUCUGGUGGAGCUGGUGUGGUAAACCUCAAAACUCAACUUGAGCAUUUCAAGGAUGUAGAGGGGCGGUUAAGGAAGAAACUUGGUGAUGCAGAAGCCAGAAAAUUGUUUUCAAGAGCUGUAUAUCUUGUGAAUAUAGGAAGCAAUGACUACAUUUUCCCUUUGGCUUUAAAUUCCAGCAUUAUCAAAUUACACCCUCAACAAUACGUUAGAAUGGUGAUUGGAAACCUCACUUCUGUGAUCAAAGAAAUACAUGGGAUUGGAGGAAGGAAGUUCUGGGUCCCAAAUUUGGCUCCUUUUGGUUGUAUACCAGCCAUGAGAGUGGGCAACAACUGCUCUGAGGAAGCCAAUGCACUAGCCAAACUACACAACCAAGAACUUCCUAAAAUGCUUCAGAAGCUAGAAACUCAACUCAAAGGCUUCAAAUACUCAACUAGCGAUUUCUACGGCUUUCUCCUAGAUAUGAGUAAUUUCCCUUCUAAACAUGGUUUGAAGGAAGGGAAGAUGGCAUGCUAUGUGGGUGGCCCGUUCAGUGGAGCAUUGUGGUUCAACUCAUCAAUCAUCAUCAUCGACACGUUGCAGAUACUAUAUAUACAAUAA
Messenger RNA from Neltuma alba, 954 nucleotides. RefSeq names its product GDSL esterase/lipase 1-like. The record is from RefSeq and is a predicted model, not a curated record. The coding region runs from base 1 to 954 and encodes 317 amino acids. Lineage: Eukaryota; Viridiplantae; Streptophyta; Magnoliopsida; Fabales; Fabaceae. Gene Ontology annotation, molecular function: lipase activity. The transcript has 5 exons.